UCCGAGAGCGAAACGCUCUGACUUUACAAACGGACAAUGACAACGCUCUGAAUUUACGAGCGGACUCUGGCACUCAAGGUUGGAUUUAAGAACACACCCGAAGUCGUAAAAUGUCUAACUAGUAAUUUGUUACGCUAACUAGCUAGCAAGAGGUUGCAUAGCAAUAGCAUCAACUUCCGGUUAUCCGGCGAAGAGCUAGUACGCUCAACUGAAAGAUACUGUUCCGUUUACAGUAUACUAAAAUUAACUUAUAGUAUGUAGUAUAUACUCAUUAAAUAUGUAGAAUACAGUAUGUUAGUAUGGGUAUUCGAACACGGCGCCAGUGAUCAACUCCUACAGCAUGUUUUGUAGUUGUCAUGGUAACAAUUUACUAGUUCCGUCAACAAAAUCGCCGGAGAGACUCCUCGUCAAGGUCCAUGAAACAGUUGGGAAACUUGAUGGGAUGCAGGACAAAUAGAAGUAUCUGGCUGGGAAGGAGCUUGUUUUGUAUCCAAGUAUGUUGGCCAGUCAGACUAGAAAUAAACCACAAUGUCGCGAGUUUACGGGACCAACACCUCAUUCAGUGGCUGUGAGGGCAAGGUUCCCAUCAUCCAGGCCUCCAGACUACCUCAUCCUGGAGAGAAGGAAACAGGAGGAGGCCCGGGACAAGGUGUUGGAGUUCACCAAGUACCAGAACACCUGUGACCUUAAGACGCGCUGGGAGAAGAACUCUGACCGGCGUAUUGUGUUGGGAACCAUUGAGAGACGGGUCAAAGAUGCCAUUGGGCAGUAUCAGAUGACCAUCAAUGAGAGGAGGGAUAGACUGCAUGAUAUGUUGGAGGCAGAGGAGAAGGAACUGCUGAGAGAAAUGGAGACCAAGAAGGAGACAGUACUGGAGAGACAAGCCAAGAUGCGAGAGAGAGCUAAGUUACUGCGAGAGAGGAGGGAGAGUGAAAGACUAAGUGUGGUUGAAGACAAGCUUGAACAGCUAUUCAGAGAGCAGAGUGAGGAGCUCCGGACUGAACAGACUCGGCGCAGGCAGAACGAAAUUUGCACAGAGCGGGCUGCGCAGCUAUGUACACGGCAGGUGACGCAGCGGCAGAAAGAGGAGGAGGAGCAGCUCUUUGCUCAGCUGUGGGAGAGCGACCGGCAAGCCAAGGAGGAGCGGGAGGGCCAGGAUGCGCAGAGGCAACGCCAGAGUAACUUGCAGCAGCUGGUCUACCUGCGCGUCCAGAUGGAGGCUGCCGAGCAGCAGAGAGAACAGGCCAAGCAGCUCAAAGAGGAAGAGGCCCUGCUACUGAGGGAGCAGAGAGAGAUGCUGCAUCUGGAGGAGCAGAGAGAGCACCGUCAUAAGCUCCAAGGUCAGGAGAGCCGGCGCAGGCUGCUCGACCACUCUCUGAGGCUGAAGAUGAAGCGCCAGGCCAGGGAGCAGCAGGACGAGCUGGCCCUGGACAUGAGCAUGCUCGAGCAGCUGCUGACGGAGGAGAGAGAUGAGAAACAGGGCAAGGUCACGAGGAAGCUUGAACUGCGAGAGGAGCAGAGUAGGUACCAGCAGUACCUGGCCGAUCAGCUUGAGGAGCAGAAGAGACAGGAGGUGGAGACAGAGAAGCUGAUCGAGGCAGAGCUAAAGCAGACCUGGGCCCGGAGGGCAGAGCAGUGUCACAAAGAGAAACAAGCCAGGGAUAGGCUGAUGAAGGAUGUGAUGGACACACGCCGCCUGCAGAUACAGGAGAAAUUGGAUUUGAACAAGCAGAAACAGGCUCAGCUGGCCGAGGAGAGAGACGAGCUAAACAAAACCAUACAGGAGAACAAACUGCUGGAUGAGAGAGAGAAAACUCGUCUGAGACAGGGCUGUCAGGAGUUUCAGACAGACCUGCUGGCCCAGAUGAUGUACCAGCAGCAGUUGCGUGAUGAGGGGAGAUCUCAGACAGAGCAGGAGCACCAGCAAGGCCUGGUCUACCAGGAGCAGUACAACAGGAAGAUGCAGGAGAUCCUCUCCAGGCCUACCUCACACACCAGGGCUGUCCACCCCUUCAGGAGAACCUCUUCCACUAACCCACAGGGACAGUUUAGCUUGGAGUAACCUAGCAUGUGAAGUAAAGCAAAUGCAUUUAUGGCCUGGCUCGGCAGGGAACACAUACUUUCGUAAUUCAGACAACACACACACAAACGAAUCUCUAAAAAUCAUACGCCUGAUCCUGUCUUACCUCACAAACAUACAUCUCCGGCAAGUGCUUUAUGUGUAAUCCUCUUAAGACAAAUCCGAAAUUAGCUGUCCCAAGUUUCUCAGAAAAUGGCUAAUGGAUAUUAAAUGCAAAUAAAAUAAGUUUAAUCAUAUUUUUGAUUUCAGAAAAAAUGUCUAUUUUGCUCCAUGGCAGAGUGCUAUAUUGCAAACAUUGAUGGAGGAUUUCCCCAGGAACAAAGCUGUUCAUAUUUUGUUCAGUAGGUAGUGCUGAAAAUGUAUUUUUUCAGUUCAAUUUCAGGAACUCUUUAUGAGCAUGUUGUUGGUAUAUUGAAUGUACCUAAUUUAAGGAUAAGUCGAUUUUCAAUUUAAUAAUAUUACUGUGGAGGCCUGCCUGCAUACACUUCAAGAAAGCAGUGUCUUUCUGGAUUUCAUUGUAAUGUAAUAUCACGUGAUGGCAAACAUAACGUUGUUGGA
Messenger RNA from Oncorhynchus mykiss (rainbow trout), 2638 nucleotides. RefSeq names its product cilia and flagella associated protein 53 (gene cfap53). The record is from RefSeq and is a predicted model, not a curated record. Lineage: Eukaryota; Metazoa; Chordata; Actinopteri; Salmoniformes; Salmonidae.